GGCCCAGGUACGCGGACAAGAUGGCGGCGGCAGCGGUCGACAGCGCGAUGGAGGUGGUGCCGGCGCUGGCGGAGGAGGCCGCGCCCGAGGCGGCGGGCCUCAGCUGCCUGGUCAACCUGCCCGGCGAGGUGCUGGAGUACAUCCUGUGCAGCGGCUCGCUGACGGCCGCCGACAUCGGCCGCGUCUCCAGCACCUGCCGGCGGCUGCGCGAGCUGUGCCAGAGUAGCGGGAAGGUGUGGAAGGAGCAGUUCCGGGUGAGGUGGCCUUCCCUUAUGAAACACUACAGCCCCACCGACUACGUCAAUUGGUUGGAGGAGUAUAAAGUUCGGCAGAAAGCUGGGUUAGAAGCCCGGAAGAUUGUAGCCUCCUUCUCAAAGAGGUUCUUUUCAGAGCACGUCCCUUGUAAUGGUUUUAGUGACAUAGAGAAUCUUGAGGGACCAGAGAUAUUUUUUGAGGAUGAACUGGUGUGUAUCCUAAAUAUGGAAGGAAGAAAAGCUCUGACUUGGAAGUACUACGCUAAAAAAAUUCUUUACUACCUACGCCAACAGAAAAUUUUAAAUAACCUAAAGGCAUUUCUUCAGCAGCCUGAUGACUAUGAAUCAUACCUUGAAGGCGCUGUAUAUAUUGACCAGUACUGCAACCCUCUCUCUGACAUCAGCCUCAAAGAUAUCCAGGCCCAGAUUGACAACAUCGUAGAGCUGGUCUGCAAAACCCUCCGGGGCAUGAACAGUCGCCACCCCAGCUUGGCCUUCAAGGCAGGUGAAUCCUCCAUGAUAAUGGAGAUAGAACUCCAGAGCCAGGUGCUGGACGCCAUGAACUACGUCCUUUAUGACCAGCUGAAGUUUAAGGGGAACCGAAUGGAUUACUAUAAUGCCCUAAACUUAUACAUGCACCAGGUUUUGAUUCGAAGAACAGGAAUUCCGAUCAGCAUGUCUCUGCUCUACUUGACAAUUGCCCGGCAGUUGGGGGUCCCACUGGAACCUGUCAACUUCCCCAGUCACUUCCUGUUAAGGUGGUGCCAAGGUGCAGAAGGGGCAACCCUGGACAUCUUUGACUACAUCUACAUAGACGCUUUUGGGAAAGGGAAGCAGCUGACAGUGAAAGAGUGUGAAUAUCUGAUCGGCCAGCACGUGACGGCAGCACUGUACGGGGUGGUCAACGUGAAGAAGGUGUUACAGCGAAUGGUGGGAAACCUUUUAAGCCUGGGAAAGCGGGAAGGCAUCGACCAGUCUUACCAACUCCUGCGAGACUCCCUGGAUCUGUACCUGGCGAUGUACCCGGACCAGGUGCAGCUUCUCCUCCUGCAAGCCAGGCUCUAUUUCCACCUGGGCAUCUGGCCAGAGAAGUCUUUCUGUCUUGUCUUGAAGGUGCUUGACAUCCUCCAGCACAUUCAAACCCUAGACCCCGGGCAGCACGGGGCGGUGGGCUAUCUGGUGCAGCACACGUUAGAGCACAUCGAGCGCAAGAAGGAGGAGGUGGGUGUGGAGGUGAAGCUGCGCUCCCACGAGAAGCACAGAGACGUCUGCUACUCCAUUGGGCUCAUUAUGAAGCAUAAGAGGUAUGGCUAUAACUGUGUGAUCUAUGGCUGGGACCCUACCUGCAUGAUGGGACACGAAUGGAUCCGAAACAUGAACGUCCACAGCCUGCCUCAUGGCCAUCAUCAGCCUUUCUAUAAUGUUCUGGUGGAGGAUGGUUCUUGUAGAUAUGCAGCCCAAGAAAACCUGGAAUAUAAUGUGGAGCCUCAAGAAAUCUCACACCCUGACGUGGGACGCUAUUUCUCAGAGUUUACCGGCACUCACUACAUCCCGAACGCGGAGCUAGAAAUCCGGUACCCGGAGGACCUGGAGUCUGUGUAUGAAACGGUGCAGAAUAUUUACAGUGCGAAGAAGGAGGACAUAGAGUAGCGUCCAGUAGAGGACACCGAGCCUUUGCCGCUGCCGCUGUCUCCAGGAGAACAGGAUUCCGGAAGAAGACGUCUCCACGGAUCCCUCUGGAUUCACACCACCAGGAAAGCACCUAACCAGUAGCGCUGGUUGCCUCCCACCAAGUUUAAACAACGUGUGCUCUCCUCCAGCUGCAAAGACAAUGUCGCUCUCCGCCUACACUAGUGAAUUCAUUUGACGGCACUGUGUUCAGUGGCAUGGCUUGUGUGCUUGUCCUGUGGUGACAGUUUGUGACACUCUGUCUUCAUGAGGCCUCACAGUCGACACUCGUAGACUCAUCCUUCCCGCCCACUUCCCGUUACGUCUGUCUACACUCGUCUCCGACCGUUUCAUUUGCCGGACGGAUGGGGUUCCAUGUUUGCACCGGUUCCCUUCUGGUUUCGCCGUGGAGCGCGCGCGGCCCGGAGUCGGGACCGCUCGUCUUUUCGCCCUGCGUGUAGUUGCUUCUUCAGAGGCGAGGCUGCGAGCGACGGUAGCAGCAUCCGAGCGGCGGGGACGCGAACACGCGGAUUGGUCAUCAGAACCGUUCGGCUUUAUUUGUUCCAAUACGUGAAACAGAUUUCAGCCGCUUUAUCUCUUCCUUUAUUUGAAGCGGGAGCACGGCAGAGCGUUGCCCGCCACGUUCCUCCCAGGUCCGUGCUCCUGUCUGCGAAUCCCCAGUUUUCUGUUUCCUUACGUGAAAUCUUGUGAGAAAGUGCACCGUAAUGGCCUUUAUGGAUGGAUUUUCCCACAUUCGUCUACUCUCCUUCCCUUUGAAAUAACUACUUUUUUCUCUCCUUUAAUUUUAAAAAUUAUUCCAGUAUCAUAAAUAGAUCUUAAGUCAGUGAUGGGUUCUCUUUAUAGUAGGAAGUACAAUCUGGUGUUAGAAUGUUCAUUUUUAGAAACCACACUCCGUGGUCUCCAAAGACCUAAAGGAGGUUUCACUUUUGUAAUCAGAAAAAA
Herpailurus yagouaroundi (jaguarundi) is the source of this 2885-nucleotide messenger RNA. RefSeq names its product F-box protein 21 (gene FBXO21). Lineage: Eukaryota; Metazoa; Chordata; Mammalia; Carnivora; Felidae. The transcript is spliced from 12 exons. The coding region runs from base 21 to 1904 and encodes 627 amino acids. The record is from RefSeq and is a predicted model, not a curated record. Gene Ontology annotation, molecular function: protein binding; DNA binding.